Molecule: messenger RNA, 426 nt
Organism: Prorocentrum cordatum
Lineage: Eukaryota; Dinophyceae; Prorocentrales; Prorocentraceae
Source: the annotation of a GenBank genome assembly
AUGGGGGGGCGUGCGCAGAAAGAUGCCCUCACACUCGGCGCAGGCGCCCCGCCUCCGACGCCACAGAGGGUUUCUCAGAUGGCCAGAGGGCGUCUGAGAAGCCCCGGCCGCCUUCUGAGAGGGCCCGCCCAGCGCGCCGCUGAACCCCCCGCCCCUCUCGCCUCCGCCUCCGCCUCCCCCUGCCCUCGCUUUAAAGCCUUGCGGGAGCCGGGAGAGGAGCACGCAGGGGCCUCCUCCUGCGGGCACGGCGGAGGUCCGCCAGAACAGUUGGCGAGGAUGUUCGGGUGGGGUUCUGGGGCCGACUUCGAGGCGGCCCUGCCCCAGGCGGGCAGAGCGAGCCUGAGCCACGCGCCUGGCUUCCUCCUCGCUGUCCGCCGCCUGGUCUUCGCAGCCACGUGCUCCACCAGCUCCAGCCAGCCGCGGUGA